UAUGGAAGAGAUGACACCAGACUGCUCAGUAGUUGCUCAGAGCGAGUAUUUGUGGUUUUUACUUGGGACUGCUUUAUAAAGAGAGGCGCCAGUGUCCAAGUUGCACUGAGCUAACUUUGUUGGUCAUACCUCACAUUGCAGUUUUUUCUUCAGCUUCUGUUUGAAAGCCAAAUCCUGAUAUGUUGGAUGGCCACCUUAAUCCUCUGAUUGUGUUUAUAACUCUACAAUUUUUAUUUUUAAAAAACACACAGCCUUUGUGAUAUUUGUAUUCAUGAUAUUUCUGAAAUUUGAAAACAUAACUGAUGCCAGUCUUUUAGCAGAAGAAAGUAACAGGAGUUGGUGAAAAAUCCUUUUGGGGUGCUCAGUCACCCCUUCCCUCUCCACAUGCAUGCUUUGGUCAAAAAAUUGGAAGAGGAGUGGAAUUAUUUUCCAGUGACUAAGGCGCUACAUCUGCAGAGCUCUUUCAUGAAAGGAAAUUAAAUCAGUAGAAUCAUUAAAUAUGCUGAGCUGGAAGAGACCUGUCGGGAUGACUGAGUUCAGCUCCAGUCACUGUACAGGACCAUUCCCAGAAUCACACCGUGUGCCUGAGAACACUGUCCAAAAGCUUCUUGAAUUCUGUCAGGCUUGGUGCUGUGACCCCUUCCCUGGGGAACCUGUUCCAGUGCCUCACCACCCUCUGAGUGAAGAAUUUUUUCCUGAUAUGUAACCUAGGCCUUCCCUAACUAAGCUCCAUUCCGUUUCCUUGAGUCCUGUCACCAGAGUGAAGAGAUCGGUAUUUGCCCCUCCUCAUGAGGAUGCUGAAGAUCACAGUGAGGUCUCCCUCUCUCUUCCAGGCUGAACAGGCCAAGUGACCUCCAACGCUCUUCAAUACGGCUUCCUCUCAAGGCCCUUCGCCGUUCUUUGGACACUCUCUAACAGCUCAAUGUUUUUUUUUAUGUUGUGGCACCCAGAACUGCCCCCAGCACUCAAGGUGAGGCCGCCCCAGUGCAGAACUGAGCGGGACAACCCCCUCCCUUCCCUGGCUGUGCCUAAUGCGCCCAGGACAGGUUCGGCCUCCUGGCUGCCAGGCACAAUGACUCACAUUCAACUGCCAUUCACCAGGACCCUCAGCUCCCUUUCCACAGCACUGCUCUCUCCAGCCUCUCGUUUCCCAGUCUAUACAUACCACAAGGGUUGCCCAGGUGCAGAACUGGCACUGGCCCCUGUUACACCUCACAGAGUAGAAGCUGGACAGUGAGACAAUCAAAGCACACGGGCCCAGCGGCAGCUCCCAGCGAGGCGGGGGGAGGUGCCGGAAAGGGCGGGGCUGCCGGAAGGGUACGAGCGCCCGCUGGGGGCGGGGCCCCUCGGUAGUUCCGCUUCCGGCGCAGCGCCGCUGCCGCGACGUGUGUCUAGUCCCGGUGCCAAGAUGGCGGCGGCCGCAGGGGCGGCGGCGGUGGCAGGGCUGUGGAGCGAAGUGAACCGCUGUGGCCAAAACGGCGACUUCGCCCGCGCACUCAAGUCCGUCAAUAAGAUAUUGCAGAUCAACAAAGAUGAUGUGACUGCACUUCAUUGUAAAGUAGUGUGUCUUAUCCAGACUGGGAGCUUCAAGGAAGCCCUUGGUGUAAUCAAUACCCACACUAAAGUGUUAACCAGUGAUGUUAUUGCCUUUGAGAAGGCCUACUGUGAAUACAGGUUGAACCGUAUUGAAAGUGCUCUCAAGACCAUUCAGAGUGCCAGUCAGCAGACAGACAAACUGAAGGAGCUUUAUGGACAAGUGUUGUACAGACUGGAGCGUUACGACGAUUGUCUGGCUGCAUACAGGGAUCUCAUCCGCAACUCCCAGGAUGAGUAUGAGGAGGAGAGAAAAACCAACCUCUCUGCUGUUGUGGCAGCACAAAGCACGUGGGAGAAGGUGGUGCCAGAGGAUUUAGGCCUUCGAGAAGCUACCUAUGAGCUGUGUUAUAACAGUGCAUGUGCAUUGAUUGGGCAAGGAAAGCUGAAUGAAGCAAUGAAAAAAUUACAAAAAGCAGAAGAGCUGUGCCGCCAGUCACUGUCAGAAGACUCGGAUGUGACAGAGGAAGACAUUGAGGCUGAGCUGGCUAUUAUUCAUGGUCAGAUGGCUUAUAUCAUGCAACUGCAGGGCCGUACAGAGGAUGCUCUACAGCUCUACAAUCAAAUAAUUAAGUUGAAGCCAACAGAUGUAGGACUCCUUGCUGUCAUUGCAAAUAAUAUCAUCACUAUUAACAAGGACCAAAAUGUCUUUGAUUCAAAGAAAAAGGUGAAGUUGACUAAUGCAGAAGGUGUUGAGCAUAAACUCUCCAAGAAGCAGCUCCAGGCCAUUGAAUUCAACAAAGCUUUGCUUGCAAUGUACACUAACCAGGCAGAUCAGUGCCGCAAGCUGUCAGCAAGCCUGCAGUCCCAGAGCCCUGAGCAUCUGCUCCCUGUGCUUAUACAGGCAGCCCAGCUGUGUCGUGAGAAGCAGCAUGCAAAGGCCGUAGUGCUUCUGCAGGACUUUGCAGAACAGCACCCUGCCAAUGCAGCUGAGAUCAAGCUAACGAUGGCCCAGCUAAAAAUUGCUCAAGGCAGUGUCACCAAAGCCUGCAUGAUCCUGAGGAGCAUAGAAGAACUGCAGCACAAGCCUGGUAUGGUGUCUGCGUUGGUGACAAUGUACAGUCAUGAAGAGGAUAUUGACAGUGCAAUUGAAGUCUUCACACAGGCUAUCCAGUGGUAUCAGCAGCACCAGCCAAAGUCUCCUGUCCAUUUGUCACUGAUAAGGGAAGCUGCCAACUUCAAACUAAAGCAUGGCAGGAAGAAGGAAGCAAUCAGCGACUUGGAGGAGCUCUGGAAGCAAAACCCAAAAGACGUGCAUACUCUGGCACAGCUCAUCUCUGCCUAUUCCCUCGUUGACCCUGAAAAAGCUAAAGUUCUUAGCAAACACUUGCCUUCCUCAGACACCAUGUCACUAAAAGUAGAUGUUGAUGCGCUGGAGAACUCCCAUGGAGCAACCUAUGUUCGGAAGAAAGCUGGCAAACUCACUGGAGACAACCAGCAGAAGGAGCAAGGACAAGGGGAAGUAAAGAAAAAGAAGAAGAAAAAGAAGGGAAAGCUGCCAAAGAACUAUGACCCCAAGGUGACUCCCGACCCUGAGCGGUGGCUUCCAAUGCGAGAGCGGUCCUACUACCGUGGACGGAAAAAGGGCAAGAAGAAGGAUCAGGUUGGCAAGGGGACUCAGGGUUCAACCACAACUGGCUCCUCUGAACUGGAUGCCAGUAGAACUGCCAGCAGCCCACCUACCUCCCCUCGGCCUGGCAGCGGGGCAGCUGUAUCGGCUACAAGUAACGUCAUCCCUCCCAGGCACCAAAAACCUGCGGGUGCUCCAGCCACCAAGAAGAAACAGCAGCAGAAAAAGAAGAAAGGGGCUAAAGGAGGGUGGUAAAAAGAAGGAUAUGUAACCUCCCUCCUUCAGUAUGUGAUGUUGGUUGCAGAAUAAAGAUCAAAAGCAAGUGCUGAUGAAAGA
Messenger RNA from Oenanthe melanoleuca, 3499 nucleotides. It is a transcript of the gene SRP72, whose product is annotated as signal recognition particle 72. Bases 1409 to 3418 code for a protein of 669 amino acids. Gene Ontology annotation, molecular function: protein binding; 7S RNA binding; ribosome binding. The record is from RefSeq and is a predicted model, not a curated record. Gene Ontology annotation, cellular component: signal recognition particle, endoplasmic reticulum targeting. Gene Ontology annotation, biological process: SRP-dependent cotranslational protein targeting to membrane. NCBI's taxonomy places the organism in Eukaryota, Metazoa, Chordata, Aves, Passeriformes, Muscicapidae. The transcript has 19 exons.